AUGGAAGAUGGGGAGAACUGCAUACAGACGAUUAAAGAUAAAGAAAAACAGGAAAUUGAAAGAAACAACUUGACGACUUUAAUACGCGAUUACUUAAAUAAGGCGGCAUAUACAAUUAGAGAUAAGUUUAUUCAUAAUACCCUUCAUUCUGCUAAGAAGUUUCUGAAAAAGCAUGACGAAAUUUUAAUCCUCAACGCUGACAAAGGGAACGUAACUGUAGCGAUGAACAAAUCAGAUUAUGACAUGAAGAUGCAGAAAAUUGUAAAUCACAUCUCAACAUAUAGGGGUUUAAAACGUGGCCCUACAAAUAAGCUACAAGGGAAAAAUAAUGAAAUAGUGGAGAAGAUGUAUGCUAACAAAAUCAUUGAUUUAAAGGAAAAGAACUACCUGACCUGCAAAACGGCUAAUAUAUGUUCGUCCGUCAAUUCACCGUCUUACAACUUAUGCAAAUAUAUUGUCCGCGUACUCAAAAAUAUAACAAUGACCUCAAAGUAUAACGUUAAAGAUGCGAUCGAGUUCAAAAACAAGAUUGGAAAUACCCAUAUUUAUGACGAUGAAAGUUUAGUGUCUUUUGAUGUCGUAUCGUUAUUCCCGAGCAUCCCCGUAGACUUAGCAAUAGAGAUCAUAGAUUCGAAAUGGAGUUUGAUACAAGAGCAUACGUCAUUAACUAGAGAGCUUUUCUUAACCAUAUUAAAGUACUUCAUUAAAGAGAACCGCUACUUCAAAUACAAUGAUAAGAUUUAUGAGCAGAAGUCAGGAAUGCCUAUGGUUUCAUCUGCUUCACCUGUCAUAGCGGAUAUAGUUAUGGAAGAACUUUUAAAUAAAUUCGAAAAAGAUUCGGACAGCAAACCACGGCUUCUUACCAAAUAUGUUGAUGAUUUAUUUGCGAUUUUAAAAACGGAAAACAUAGACAAGAUGCUCAACACUUUAAACAAUUUUAACAAAACUUUAAAAUUCACAAUAGAAAUAGAAAAUGAAGGACAACUACCACACUUGGACACCCCAAUAAUCAGAAAAGAAAGAAAAUGCAUUAACAGUUGA
Molecule: messenger RNA, 1041 nt
Organism: Rhagoletis pomonella (apple maggot)
Lineage: Eukaryota; Metazoa; Arthropoda; Insecta; Diptera; Tephritidae
Exons: 1
Coding region: 1-1041 (346 amino acids)
Source: RefSeq, a predicted model, not a curated record